CCCUUUAUGUAUUAUGGCUGAACAGGUUCCUGCUGUAGAACCUACACCCGUAAUGAAUGACAUGCCUCUUCCACCUCAUAUGGUAAAUGGGGACAACAUGCAACAGGUUAUAUUGGUACAAGUCAAUCCUGGAGAAACAUUCACCAUUAGAACUGAGGAUGGACACGUUCAGUGUAUCCAAGGACCAGCCCACGUUCCUAUGAUGUCACUCAAUGGCUCGAUGCCGCCGAUAUUUGUUCCUCCUGGUUAUAUGUCUCAGGUGGUGGAAGAAAAUGGAGUUCGAAAAAUUGUAAUUUUGCCACAUUCUACUGAAUACCACCCUCCCAUGCAUCCUCCUCCACAUCUGCAACAUUACAUGCAUCCACAUCCUCCUAUGCUUGCCCACCCUCCUCAUCCAAUGUAUCCCCCAGUUCCGGGAUCAGAAUUGCAUCCACCUCAGUAUAUGCACCAACAUCCAAUGCCGCCGCCACCACCACCACCACCACCACUGCCACAACCACGCAUUUACCAUGAAUAUGAGGCCCGUUCCCAUGGAAGAACGCAUUAUAUUCCUCGAGACGAAAGAACUGGCAAAAUGCAAGAGCACUUGAAGAAGAGAAUAAAGGACAGACAUGCCAUUGGGCAUAACAACAACAACAACAAAGCCGGCGUCCCACCCUCUUCCCUGUCUAAAGUUCACAAUUCUUACAAUACUAAUGUUGAGAACGGUUAUGGAAAGGGCCAUUAUGUUGUAGAAGAACCUGUUAAGCAGAAACCAAGUGGGAAAGUGGUGAAGGACAGCCCAGCAGAAGAUGCAAAAGCUGAAGAACCUGAAAAAGAAAUUAAAGAGUUGCAGGACCUCUUUAGCACUGGAAAACCCAUAGUUUCUAAUAUUCAAGCAAGAUCAGCUGUCCUCUCUUGGAGUCAUCUGGUAAAUUCCCAGAAUGAAGAAAAUGCUAACCGUCCAGUAUCAUUUACAUUUGAAGUGGCACUAUCCAACUGUGGUAAAAGCGGAAAAUUUAAAACUAUUUACAUUGGGGAUGAAGUGACAGUCAGCCUACCUGAUCUCCAGCCAGCAACCGACUAUCAUGUAAGAGUUUCAGCGACAUACAGCUCUAUAGAAGAAUCUACUUCUGAAGUGAUAAGCUUCACAACGGAGAGCUGUGAACCAGACCGUCCUGCUGUACCUAAGCUAGUCAACCGAACCAAGAACAGCCUGAUUUUACAAUGGAAGGGAUCUAAUGAUAAUGGCUCCAAAAUAAUCAGUUUUCUUUUAGAAUGGGAUGAGGGGAAGCCUGGAACCUUCAAAGAAUGUUAUUUUGGUCACCUUAAGCAGUACAAGCUAACCAAGCUGUCUCCUUCCACAAAAUAUUCAUUUAGAUUAGCUGCUAAAAAUAACUUGGGAAUAAGUGAAUUCAGUGAAACUGUUGCCUUUAGCACAACAGGAAGUGUCCCUCCACCACCUCCUCCCCCUCAGCUAAAUCAAGCAGGAAUUACUACUCUGUCCCUAGAAUGGAGCCCUCCUCCUGGGGCUGUUACUGAGGAAUCUCAGUUCACUUACACACUGGAGAUGGAGGAAGAAGGAUCUGGUCAUGGUUUCAAGGCUAAAUAUAAUGGAGAAGAACCCUCAUGCACUUUAAAAAAUCUUCGGAGGAGCACUUCAUAUAAAUUUAGGCUCUUUGCCCACAAUAGUGAAGGAAAAAGUAACCCAAGUGAAGAAGUGGAAUACACCACAUACCCAGAUAAGCCGGGGCCCCCAAGUAAACCAUACACAAAGGGGAAGAUCCGUGCAUACAAUGUGAAAGUCGCAUGGGAUCCACCUAAAGAUAAUGGAGGAGCAGAAAUUUCAAAGUAUGUUUUAGAAAUUUCUGAAGCUUCAAAUGGAAGUAUGUGGAAUGUAAUAUAUGAUGGCACUUUAAGAGAACACGUAUGUGACCAUCUCCGACCUGGUACUUCAUAUAAAUUGAGAGUAUACUGCUUUGGAAUUGCAGGGCAAAGCCAGGCCUCAGAUAUCCUGUCCAUUCACACAUCUGCUGUUCCUCCUGGGCCUUGCCGGUCUCCAUACUUGGCUAACAGGGCUAAGCCCAGAGAAAUCAGCCUGCAUUGGGCUCCUCCCGUUGUGAAUGGGGGAGCUGAAAUAAUUGACUAUGUAGUAGACAUGGCUGAGUCCGACCAAGCUGAGUGCAGAAGAGUGUACCAAGGCCCAGGCUUGAGAUGCACAGUGAGCAAUCUGCUUCCUGGGAGGACCUACAGCUUCUGGAUUAAAGCAGCCAAUAAGACUGGGUUUGGACCUUAUUCAGCCAAGUCUCAGAUCUCCACAGCCCCAGGACCUCCCGAUCAGUGUGGCAUACCUCUGUUAACCUGUAAGACUGCUACCAGUGUGGCUGUGAGCUGGGAGGUUCCUAUGUGCAAUGGUGCCGAAAUUUGUGAUUACAGACUGGAGUGGGGCAAACUAGAAGGAUCAAUGCACGUAAUAUACACUGGCCCUUGCUUGAACUAUGAAGUAAAAGGUCUUACCCCUGCAACUACCUAUUUUUGCAGAGUCCAGGCCGUGAAUAUGGCUGGAAUUGGCAUGUUUGGGGGAACAGGCAUAGUAACAACACCAGCGUCGGUGCCAGGAGCAAUGGCACUGCCACGACUACUUGAAGGAAAGAUCCCCCUUCCCUUGGCAUCAACUUGCCUCGCUCUUCAGUGGGAUGAACCCAACUGCCAUGGGUCUGAGAUCACUGGAUAUAACAUAGAAUAUGGGGAAAGACAGAUUGUGACUGUUGAUCGAGUCACAAGCUAUACCCUAGAAAACCUGCAGCCAGACACUGUAUAUAGAAUUAGAAUACAAGCUAUCAAUAGUUUGGGACAGAGUCCUUUUAGCCAAUCAAUUAAAGCCAAAACAAAGCCACUACCUCCAGAUCCUCCUGUCCUUGAGUGUGUGUGCUUCAGCUACCAGAGUCUAAAACUGAAAUGGGGGGACGGGCCCAACAGAAUUUCACUCUCCAACUCCAUACACUUCAACUUGCAAAUGGAAGAUAAGACUGGCAGAUUUGUCACACUUCUUAAUGGCCCUUGUCACACAUACAAAGUUCAAAGACUGAGCGAAUGUACUACUUAUAACUUUAAAAUACAGGCAUAUAAUGAAGCUGGGGAAGGACCAUUUUCUGAUGUUUAUACCUUCACUACAACCAAAUCUCCACCAGCCCCACUCAAAGCACCCAAAAUAUGUCAACUGGGAGAAAAUCUUUGUGAGGUUACAUGGGAGCCUCUACCCCCUAUGAAAGGAGACAGCAUUGUUUACACUCUCCAGCUUCUCAGUGGGAGAGGAGCCGAUCAGGUAUACAAGGGGCCAGAUACCUCGUUCUGUUUCACGAAUUUUCAAACCAACUGUGAAUAUCGAUUCCGGGUGUGUGCUGGCCGACAAUAUCAACAAAAUGGUGGAUUACAAGAACUGUUAGGAGCAUACAGUCCCAGUACAGUAUUCUCAUCUCAGAAGAAAGCGAUAGACCCACCCCAGGAUGAAUCAAUAGCAGAAAAUAAAAACAAAAAGAGGUGUUUAACCGAUGAUCAAUUCGCUUUCAUUCUGGUUGUGGCAUUUGCAAUUAUUGCUGUGUUGUGUGCUGUUGCCAUUCAGUACUUUCUAAUCAAAUAAAUUAGGUAAAAGUAUUUAGCAGAGUCUGUACAUUUCUGGUUAUUUGGCAAAUUCUAUCUCAAAUCAUAGCUGGAGAUGGUUGUGUAAGAUUCAUGUGUAGAUUUCUUUCUCAAAUGUCACCUAAAAGCUAGGGAUUAUCCAGCCAAAGCCUUGCCAUGGAUAUGUAAUUGGCAUUAAAAUACUCCUGGGUCUUUUGUAACCAGGUUUUACUGUAAGAGAACAGCAGAAGGACUGCCUUAAUUUGUAACUGCUUGGCUCAGAACAUCCAACAAGGUAGAAAAACAGAUUUGGAUUGAAGUCUUUUUAAGUACAUUUGAGAAAGUGGUAGAAGUUUUUGGUUUCUUAAGAAAGAUUUGAUAUAGUUUAGAAUUCGUGAUUCAAUGAUAAGUGUUUCUUUUGAGCAUAGUAUUGUUACAUAGAACACUUCUAAAUCUUUUACUGAAAAUAUUGCCUGCCUUGAUUUGUGGUUUUGUGAAAUGAAUACUUUACAAUUUUGUUUUAAUGUUGAGAUUAAAUAUUUAAUAUCAUUUAAAGUACUAUGCGAGGGUACCAAUAAUUUUGGAACUUUACUUAUGACAAGACAUAGACAGAGAGAAAUGUACUGUAUGUGUCAGACUACUUGCAUUCUUCUGAAAUAUUGUAAAAUGCGUCUUAUAACCCUCUGUACUGUGAUUUUUUUCAAAGUAAUGUUUCCAGCCUUUGCUAAUCAGUUUUGGCCCAGUGCACACUUCACUCUGCAAUGAAGAAGAUGGUAGCACUCAGUGCUUCUGACAAAAUGUCUGCAGCAGCACUUGGGGUUUUUUUGGGGGGUGGGGUGGUAAGAGAAGGGGCACAGUCUUUCAGGAGUGCAUUAAUGGCAAAUAUUUUACUCUUUUGACUCAAAGUUAAGCAAAUGAUUUUGUACUAUUCUUAGCCUAAACAGAAAAUUCAACAUUUGUGUAUGUCCCUCUGACUUAAUUAAAAUAAUGUUUUACAUGCAAUAACUCACGUUUUUACGGUAGCAUUUACAAAGCAUUUUUAAAAGAUCUGUUCUCAAAAAUAAAUAGUUUUGUAUCUUGAUCUGUUACAAUUUGUCAUUAUUAAACAACUUUGAGGACUUUGCAGAGAAGACACUGUGCACUUCAUAUGGCUGACUGGUCCUUCUCAAGCCUUUUAUUGCAAAUGUUUUAAAAUUGUCCACUUCUGCAAGGUUUAUUUUGUGAAUCUGAAAGCUGGAAGCCCCAAAUUUUGAAUGUUUUAUGUCUCAAUUAACUUGACAUGAGAUCAUAUGUUACAAAUAUUUGCAUAUUCUGUGACAUUUUGUAUCUUUCUGUGUGCAUCACAAGUUGCACCGGUUUGUAGCAUGUUUUCUAUAAGUAGUGUGCUGAACUUUAAAUCUUUCAAAAGAUAGAACUCAAUGUUUUAAGAAUGUUGCUAAGAUGGCAGCUGUUCCAAACAACUAAGGUUUGAGAUAAUAUAUUUGAGGUGUGGAAAACAUACAAGAAUUUUUCUUUGAAAACAGCUUAUGGUGCAAUCGGAAUUAACAUUUUCCAAAAUACAUUAAUUUUGUAUUGUAUUUAUUUUUAUCAAGUUCUGGAAAAUGUACGUUUGAAUGUAUUAGUAGCACAACGUAACCAUUUAUCACACAAUCGAUGCCUUUUCCCCCACAUUCAGUUUUAUACAGAUAUUUAAGAUUAUGUUUGAUGAAUUUGUUCUGCCCUUUUUUCUUAAAAAAAUUUAUAAAAUAAUCUGCCUUCAGCAAAUAUUUAUUUUUCCCUAAAAGAAAAAGGAAAAAAGCUGCAUUGAAAACAGAACCUGCUUAGAGAGAUUUUUUUGCAAGUAAGAGAUUUUAGAGAUUAAAAAUUGGGCUGAGUACAUACUAAGCAAAAUUCUAACUUUAUAGAAAAUUUAAAUGCUUUAGGAUUGUCUCAGAAAGUAUGUUUCACAUAACUACAAAAAAAGUUGAGUAGAUUUUGCAAUGACAGACAUUCCAAAUUGAUACAUCUUAGUGGUAUGGAUAUAUUAGAUCUCUCCUGCUUUUAUUUCCCUUGUAUUGCAAUUGGUUUAAAGCAUCUCAAACUUAUGUCAACACUGCCAUACAUAUAUGUUAACUAAAUUGUAACUAUGAAAUAGAUAAUAUAUUUUAAAUGGCC
This is a messenger RNA of Trichosurus vulpecula (common brushtail), 5751 nucleotides long. Its product is annotated as fibronectin type-III domain-containing protein 3A-like. The transcript has 25 exons. Lineage: Eukaryota; Metazoa; Chordata; Mammalia; Diprotodontia; Phalangeridae. The record is from RefSeq and is a predicted model, not a curated record. Bases 14 to 3619 code for a protein of 1201 amino acids. Gene Ontology annotation, molecular function: protein binding.